Molecule: messenger RNA, 1212 nt
Organism: Striga asiatica
Lineage: Eukaryota; Viridiplantae; Streptophyta; Magnoliopsida; Lamiales; Orobanchaceae
Source: the annotation of a GenBank genome assembly
AUGGCUCGAUGGGGUUCAAAGGCUUUCCAGCUGCUGGAGAUAAACAUAAUAUCGGGCCAAGAUCUAAAGCCCAUAUUCAAAAAGAUGAAAACAUAUGCCCGAGCCUGGGUCAACCCGACCCGCAAGCUGUCAUCAUGCAUCGACUCGGAUGGCAACAACAACCCGACUUGGAAUGACAAAUUUGUGUUUAGGGUAGAUGAGGAGUUCCUGCAUGAGGACAAGUCAGCUGUGAUUAUCGAAAUCUACGCCACCCAUUGGCUGCGGGAUGUUGUUGUGGGCUCCGUGCGUGUGCUCGUAGCCAAUCUCAUUCCGCCACCUGUCCUUACCCGUGUCCGAACCAAUCACCAUAUCGGCAUGUGCUUUGUUGCUCUUCAGGUACGUCGCCCAUCUGGGCGUCCGCAGGGGAUACUCAAUAUUGGUGUGGCCUUAGUCGAUGGCUCCAUGAGGAGCAUGCCUCUAUACAACCAACUCAGUGCCUCGGCCGUUGGGUUCCGUGACCUCAUGCAGAAUCAAAACAAGAAAAGCAACAACAACAAUCAGGUGAAGCCAAUACUCAUUCGAUCGUGGAGCGAAAAAAGUGAUGGCAUUGCGUUCAACAACUCUAUUAUUAUUGGCAAAAAUAAGGGAGGGCCUCCAAAGGAGAGCUCCAUACUCAGCGUCUCAGACAUCCACCCUCUGAAGAAGAAGGGAAAGGCGAGCUCUGUGAUUGAGCUCCGAGAGCCCAAGCAAAAGGGCAACAAGUCGAUCUCGGUGGUGAGCGACUCUGUUUACAGUAAGGUCUCAUCUCGAUUCUACAAGACAAAGAAAGAUAGGUAUGAGAAACCCCCAAAUCUUGGGCACGGGCACAGACCAAUGAAGGGAAAGUCAGUGUGGUCGGACUCAGAAGUGGGCCCAUCGGCGUCUGAGGUGGCGGCAGCUAUAGCAGUGGAGAGGAAGGGGAGGGAGGGGUGGAGCGUGGACGAGAGUGUGGAGGGUCUAAGGUCCAAACUUGAGAGGUGGAGAAUGGAGCUUCCACAGAUGUACGACAACAAUGCCAGCUACACCUCAACCUCAUCCGCCAGUCGGACUCGAACUCGGAGGAGAUACUACAACAACAACAACAACAACAAUAACAAUGGCAAUGGCUUAUUCUCGUGCUUUGGGAACAUAUGUGGUUAUGAGUGCCAAUGCGUGUGCGGGAAGCCGCCACCAACGAGGAGUCGUGGUUAUUGA